AUGGCAGACAAUUUCACACAAGUACUGUCAAUGCAGGAUAACUCUACAGUACCGACACCGGAAGUACCGGAAUCGUUAGAAAUUACGCGUUACGUCGUCCAGAAAUUGCUUGUGCCAUUAAUUAGCACGAUAGGGUUGCUAGGCAACGGUUUAAAUAUAUUAGUGUUACGUCAUAAGCAUAUGAAAGGUAUUUCAACCAAUUUCUACCUCUUUAUCUUGUGUGUAGCGGAUGUGACGUAUCUUAUAUUGACCCUGUGUUUAUCAUUUAUUCAUUGUCGGAACACAUAUCAACCAAUCACUGCUUUCUAUUUCAUAGUGUAUGCCAGACCUAUCACAGAUUUGGCGGGAAAUGUAGCCGUCUGGAUAACAGUCGCGUUCACUAUAGAACGUUACAUUGGCGUGAGUUCUCCUAUCAAGGGAAAAGUGUGGUGUACGGUUCGGAAGGCUAAAAUAAUCUCUUUUAUAACAAUCUUGUUUUGUAUCAUUAAUACAUUUCCGGAGUUCUUCGAAACAAAAAUCGUGAGUUUACAAAAUGGCGGACAUAGAUGUGAGCCGACUAUAUUCAGUGGAUAUUCCAGCUAUCAAAUUGGGUACUAUUGGUGGUUCGUUUCAAUUUUUACUUUCAUCCCAUUUUCGUUCUUAUUUGUCUUCAAUGCCUUGUUAAUACGUACUCUUUUAGAGGCGAGUAAGAACCGUAAACAACUGCUACAUUGGGAGAGUAAAAAGGCCAGUGUUAAAAAUCGGCGGGAACAACACAAGAUGACGUUGAUGUUGGUUACCAUAGUAAUCAUAUUUUUAUUGUGUCAGUUACCAUGGACAGUGUUACUGCUGUAUAGAACGUACCUGUCGGAACGCGGUUUACCUCAGCCAAUGAACGACAUCCGCGUAGCAGGGAAUAUAUGUAAUCUACUGGUCCAAUUGAAUGCCUCGGUGAAUUUUUAUCUUUAUUCCUUUUUUAGUAGGAAAUUUCGACGAACAUUGAGACGAAUUCUAUGUUUUAUAAAACCAAAGCAAGAACAUGGUACCAUGGUGUGA
Messenger RNA from Lottia gigantea (owl limpet), 1035 nucleotides. RefSeq lists its product as hypothetical. Gene Ontology annotation, cellular component: membrane. Gene Ontology annotation, biological process: G protein-coupled receptor signaling pathway. The transcript has a single exon. The coding region runs from base 1 to 1035 and encodes 344 amino acids. Gene Ontology annotation, molecular function: G protein-coupled receptor activity. The record is from RefSeq and is a predicted model, not a curated record. NCBI's taxonomy places the organism in Eukaryota, Metazoa, Mollusca, Gastropoda, Lottiidae.